UGGUAUAAAAUAUUGGUUUUGGAUGUUGAUUUGUUUUAUUUGCUUCAGUUCAUCUUUUUUUUUUUUUUCAUCCAUUUAACUGAACUAUAAUCAAUAUUUGCUCUACUCCAAACCUAACCCUCAACUGGGGCUCCGUUCGAAAAUGCAAUCAUUUACUUUGUGUGGAUUUUUUAUUUUUUGUAGACACUCAGCAGUGCCAAGGGUGCCACACUCCAAAGCAUAUGGUCCUGGGCAGCUCCAAAAUGUGUUAAUGUUGAUUGAAUAUGCCGCUCCACUACACUAAUGCUAGCGGGAUGUAUAGGUCCUAAUGCUAAUCCAAGGUAACAGAAUGGAGAUGAAGCGCAGAUUAUCUCUGAACUUAUGGAUAUUAGAAAAAAAAAAAAAAAAAAGGGAAAGUGAUUAGAGUGGCGGGAGACCACUUAGAGAAACAUACGCUUUCAGCUCUCGAUGAGAUUUCCACUCACACCAGUACGGUGAGCAUUACUGCAAGUAGCUUACUGGUACGACUGGGUUUAGUUUAGUUAAAAGUUUGCUAUGUUUUAUUCUUGUCCCUCUUACAUCUUGUGUGUGUCUGGCAUAGAGUCAUUUUUUUAUUUUAUAAUUCAUCUUUUGUCUGUUAUGGUCCUUAUCCUCAUUAGAAUAAACUUGAGAUGACAGCAGUGUAGGUUUAUUUGACCAGGAGGUGUGAAACUGUCUCAGUGUUGAAUCAAAAACAUACCAACAGUGUUAUAGAAAGACAUGUUCCUUCACAGUGUCUGUCUGGAUACCACAAAGCCAUUCCAAACGAGGAAGAACUGUUGUGUUAAAACCCCUUGUGUGUGUCAUUUUGCACUGAUUUUAUUGCCGGAUAUGUCUUUGUCAGUUUCAUUGUAAUGUUGCCUAUAGGCUGCGGGGACAAAACUGUUGACAUUAGAAAGGCAGUUCAGAAAAGACUUCAUGUGUCCAGCUUGUGCACAAAAGGGGAUGAGGGGAGGGGAUAAAUCCUCUUCUGAUUGACAGUGCUGCCAUGACAACCGCGCAUCAGUAGGGUGUCCAAUGAGGAGUCAGAUUCAGGGGCCCUCCCUGACUCCCAGGUCGCCGCUCGACUUCUUUUCCGCCUCGCGUCUCAUCUUGCCUCACUUUACGGAUGGGACCCCUGCCCUGCCUCGCUCUCGGUCCCCGGAGGAUCCUCCCGCCGCUUGCCCUCCCCUCGCCCUCCCGGGACUGUGUUUCUCCGCGGCGCAGAUCGCCAGUGUCUGCGAGACCCUGGAGGAGACCGGAGACAUCGAGCGGCUGGCCCGCUUUCUCUGGUCGCUCCCGGUGACCACCGACGGUCGCGACUCCAUCUCCGAGCACGAGUCCGUGCAGAGGGCACGCGCCGUGGUGGCCUACCACACGGGAAGUUUCCGCGAGCUUUACCGCAUCCUGGAGACGCAUCGCUUUACGCGCGCCUCGCACGGCAAACUGCAGGCGAUGUGGCUCGAAGCUCACUACCGGGAGGCGGAGAAGCUGCGAGGACGGCCGCUCGGACCCGUGGACAAGUACCGCGUCAGGAAGAAGUUCCCGUUGCCGAGGACCAUCUGGGACGGAGAGCAGAAGACGCACUGCUUCAAGGAGCGCACUCGGGGGCUGCUGAGAGAGUGGUACCUGCAGGACCCGUACCCCAACCCGGGGAAGAAGCGAGAGCUGGCGCACGCCACCGGACUGACGCCGACUCAGGUCGGGAACUGGUUCAAAAACCGGAGACAGAGGGACAGGGCGGCAGCGGCAAAAAACAGGUUGCAGCACCACCGGAUGUGUCCAGACGCUGUGCGGUCACUAAGCGGAGGAGACUGCAGUCCAGACGGGAGCGCAGAGCGCGCCGAUGGAGAGACGCUCCUCUCAGUUACGGACAGUGACUCUGACUUGGAUGUUUGAGACUUUUAACAUAUGAAAUGGACCUUUAGGGGCCUGCGAUGGUCGUCGUGGGUUGACAGAGUAAGAAUGAGGAAAUGCGUGGACAAAAGCUGGUUAAAUUUCGUGUUCGGGCAAUGAAACGGAUUCGUCUUAAAAAUUUACUCCAGCUCGUCAGAGCGAUUUAUGUUUUUGUUUGUUUGUUUGUUUGUUUGUUUGUUAUCUGAAAAAAAACAUAUAUACCUGACAUUUUGUGCGCGUUUUCGACUUUCUGGUCGUCUCCAUGUGCACAUCACACAUUUGAACCACCUUUUUUGAUUUUUAAGCGGAUGGCAACACGCACAUCUGUUGACCCAGCUUACACCAUCCAACGCAAUUAAAUAGACCUCAAGCCGUGGACCCCUGUUGGACUUUAAUGCGGGGACCCCCACGGAGGAGGACCUUUACAGACUGAAACCUACCAGUGAGCAAAUCCCUCCUAUUUUCUCUCAUUAUGUUUCUUUAUUAUUAUUAUUAUUAUUAUUUUAAUAGUUUUUCCUUUAGAGGCCCCUGGAGGACCCCGGGAUAUCCACUGCUGUAGACAAUCGAUCAGUACCACUACCUCUCCGUCUAUCUGUCUGCUUUUUUUUCCCUCCUCUACCUUCUUCAUCUACUUUAUUUUAAGUUGUUAGUGUUCAGCCUGUGUCAUUCUACAUCCUACUUAAUGUUCAACUUGAUGCUGAAUAAAGGUUUUGGUAUUUUAUAUAAAUAAAAGUAUUUAAUAUAUGGGCUGUUUAACAA
Molecule: messenger RNA, 2652 nt
Organism: Mugil cephalus (flathead mullet)
Lineage: Eukaryota; Metazoa; Chordata; Actinopteri; Mugiliformes; Mugilidae
Gene: six3b
Product: SIX homeobox 3b
Exons: 3
Coding region: 1036-1896 (286 amino acids)
Biological process (GO): eye development; regulation of transcription by RNA polymerase II
Cellular component (GO): transcription regulator complex; nucleus
Molecular function (GO): DNA-binding transcription factor activity, RNA polymerase II-specific; RNA polymerase II cis-regulatory region sequence-specific DNA binding
Source: RefSeq, a predicted model, not a curated record